Messenger RNA from Gadus macrocephalus (Pacific cod), 6386 nucleotides. It is a transcript of the gene nckap5l, whose product is annotated as NCK-associated protein 5-like. The transcript is spliced from 13 exons. Gene Ontology annotation, cellular component: microtubule plus-end. Gene Ontology annotation, biological process: microtubule depolymerization; microtubule bundle formation. Bases 764 to 5428 code for a protein of 1554 amino acids. Lineage: Eukaryota; Metazoa; Chordata; Actinopteri; Gadiformes; Gadidae. The record is from RefSeq and is a predicted model, not a curated record.
GAUUUGCUUUGUUCUUCGUGGGUAGAAGAAAAUGUGUAGAUAAAGGAAAAGGAGCGAAGUGAGCAGUUUGAGUGCAACAUGCGCAGAGCCGGGCCGUGUUUGGCCUCUGGAGCAGGGCGGGUUUCUGGCCAUGUGAUGACAUCACCGCUCAGCGCUGGAGGAGCCGCAGCAUCCCGCUCAGUCAGUACCAGGAGGACACGGUACGGGUACCAGGAGGACGCGGUACGGGGUCGGGUUAGUACCAGGACACACGGUACGGGGUCGGGUUAGUACCUGGAGACACGGUACGCGGUAGGGCUAGUAGUACCAGGUGGACACGUUACAUGGUGGUAGUACCAGGACACGGGGUAGGGGGUAGUAGUACCAGGACACACGGUACAUGUUAGUACCAGAAGGACACGGUACGGGGCAGGGUUAGUAGUACCAGGACACACGGUACUUGUUAGUACCAGGAGGACACGGUACGUGGUAGGGUUAGUACCAGGAGGACUAGGGUAGUAGUAGCAGGACACACGGUACGUCGGUACAAGGAGCGUCAGGGUUAACGUCGUCCGUUCUGUUAUCGGUGAUGGCCCAACCGAUCCAACUGAAGAAUUAUUAACCAGAUGAGUCCAGGAACCAGUUGAACCAAGUGAGAAGCUGCUAGCCUAGCGCCCUCUCUGUAGCCUCUUCCUUUACCGGGUUUCUGGAUCUCCCUGGUGUGAGGAUCUCUGAUGCUGUCAGUGGGGAACAGAGACAACCGUAGCCACAGCAAGAGGAGAACAUGAUGUCGGACGUGACGGAGCAGAGGAUGUGUGAUGAACCCUUUGGUUCGGACGAGGAGGGAGAGGAGGCAGACGUGGAGUCCUACCUGGAGGACAACAGCAGUGAGCUCAUGGACCGACUGAGGGAGUUGGAGGCAGAGAACUCUGCGCUGCUCCUGGCCAACGAGAGCCAGAGGGAGGCGUAUGAGAGAUGUCUGGAUGAGGUGGCCAACCAUGUGGUCCAAGCGUUGUUAAAUCAAAAGGACCUGAGAGAGGAGUGCAUCAAGCUGAAGAUGUUGGUGUUUGACCUGGAGAGACAGAACCGCGCACUGUGUGAGCUCUUCCAGCAGAAGCUCCCCAACCACCCCACGACGCACUACCAGUUCCCCGCGGGCCCCCUCCCAGAUUACAGUGCCCAGCCGCACCCCGACCCCACCAAGCAGGUGGAGGCUGCACAGACCGAAGCACAGGCCAAGGGUAACGGCUACCGCACACAGCACACCUCCCCGGGCCCCCGGGGGCCCGCCGCCUCCAUGGAGGCCCUCUCCCCCUUCUUCAAGAAGAAAGCACACAUCCUGGAGGUCCUGCGCAAGAUGGAGGAGACGGACCCGCUCAAGUUCCACCCGUCCACCACCAGCCUGUCGUUCUGCGACUACAGCCAGGUGCUGAUGUCCACCGAGGCCGUGCUGGCGGCCACCGCCGAGCCCGUCCCCCUGCAGCUGCCCCCCAAGGGCCACCACCACCACCACCACCACCUGCCCCGCUGCCCCUGCGCCUGCCCCGAGGCGGACGGCCCCCCGCACGCCAACGGGGACGGCCCGCUGCAGCGCGAGGCGGGCGGGACCAAGGGCUGCGGGUUCCACUGCGGCAGGGGCCAAGAGGGCCCCUCCAAGCCCUGCGCCCACGUCUGUAGCGCCCUCGCCGCCGCCGCCGGCCCCCCGCAGGGCCACUCCGCCCCCCCCACCGCCACCCACUGUCCCGCCAAGAGCACAGCGGGGCCGGAGCCCGCCGGCCCCGCCCCCAAACACUGCAGCAAGAAUGAAAAGCACCAGCCGGCGGCGCACACGCCACUUGCACAGGCGGCCAAUCAGAGCCACGAUGCGGCGGCGGCGGAGCUCGACGCGGCGGGCCCCCCCCCGGGGAGCCCCCCCCCGGCAGGCACCUCGGAGGGGCUCUCGGGGUUCUACCCGUCCUCCUCCUACCGGCCCGUCCCUGAGAAGGAGGGCCAGGCGGAGCCCUCCGUGCACAACGGGCUCCCCCCGCCCCCCCCGGCCCCCGAGGAGCCCUCGCUGUCGGACGUCCCGGAGCGGGACACGGCGCGGCGGGUCACCCCGCGCUGCCCGGCCGAGGGCAAGGCGGCGGCCGCCGGCUCUCCGUCCAAGCUGCUGAAGUUCCUGAAGAUCCCGGGCGUGGGGGAGAAGGCCCCGUGCGCGGCCCCCGCCGGCCCCGUGCGCCUCAGCCCGCAGCUCACGCGCAGCUCGCGCAUCCCCUGCCGCACCAACACCUACGAGGUGUACCACUCCCCGGUGCCGCCGCGCCGCGCCGCCACCGCCGAGCGCUGCCCCCGCCAGCCCCCCGCCCCGCCCUCCCGCUCCGAGUCCUACCCCGCCACGCACUCGGCGCCCACCUCCCCCCCGCAGCCCGAGGGGGGGGCCCCCUCCCCGCCCGCCAAGGAGGGGCCCUUCCCCGGCCUCCCUGCCCUCAAGGAGGGGCCCUUCAUAGGCCUCUUGGCCCCCAAGGAGGGGCCCUUCCCCGGCCUCUCUGCUCUCAAGGAGGGGCCUUACAUAGGCCUAUUGGCCCCCAAAGAGGGGCCCUUCCCUGGCCUCUUGGCCCCCAAGGAGGGGCCCUUCCCCGGCCUCUUGGCCCCCAAGGAGGGGCCCUACGUAGGCCUCUUGGCCCCCAAGGAGGGGCCCUUCCCUGGCCUCUUGGCCCCCAAGGAGGGGCCCUACGUAGGCCUCUUGGCCCCUAAGACCAGCAGCAGGACGGGCACGGCCUCCGCCUUACCCAAGGGCCCCGCCCAGACUCGGGUUCCGCACUACGAGAACGUGGCCGACCUGCCUGCCCGGGGGCCCGAGGAUGCCCCCGCCCUGGGCCCCGAGGGGCCCCUGGCCCUGGAGAAGAGGCCCAGGCCCUCCUCGCAGGCGGCGGGGUCCGGCAGGAAGCUGGUGAAGUCGCUACCGGAGAGCGCCCUCCGCGCUCCCCCUCCGCAGCGCAAACAGUCCUCUUCCUCGCCCUCCUCCUCCUCCACGUCAGACGAGGAGGGGGAGGAGGAGGGGGAGGAAGAGGAGGAGGGGGAGGAGGAGGAGGAAGAGGAGGAGGAGGAAGAGGAGGAGGAGGAGAGCCCCGUCUGGAGGUCCCACCCCAACCGGGCCGCCCCCUCGGGUCCGGACGAGGUGCCGGCCGGGCCCCACUACCCCAGGGAGACCCCCGUGGCCCAGGACCCCCAGGACCCCCAGGACCUCCAGCCGCCCCCCCUGCCUCCUCCUCCCCCCCCCCCGGCCACCCCGGCCAAGAGGAGCGACUCCUCGUCCAUCCCCAAGCGGCCGGGCAGUGGGCCGGGCCGCUCCCCGGCCGACUCGGGACACCACGCCUUCAAGGACCGCCUGGCGGCGCUGGGGAAGCUGCGCAGCUCGGAGGACCUGCGCCUCAGGGCGUCGGAGGGCCCCGACGCGGUCGGUGAGGGCCCCGCAGCCCCCGGUGAGGAGCAGGGCCCGACCCUGGAGCGGCCCGCCGAGCCCAGGGAGGGGCCCUCCAGAGAGGGGCCCUCCAGGGAGGGGCCCCCCAGGGAGGGGCCCCCCAGGGAGGGCCCCCCCAGGGAGGGGCCCAGGCACGGGAAGCGCUCGGACUCGCUGGACGGCAAGGCCAAAGCUCCCGGCGGGGCUCUGAAGUACCCCGGCCCCUCCCUGUACGAGGCGGGCACCAAGCCUGCGGGCGGAGGGGCUGCGGCGAGCGGGGGGCCGGCGAGGCCAGAGCCCAAGACGGACAGCCCCAAGAGCAGGAUCGGCCUGCCCUCCCCGAGCGCCGACGCGCCCCAGGUGCCGCGCAACAGCAUGCGCUGUCCCGGCUCCCUGAACCUGGCCUACACCAAGGCCGGCUUCGGCCCUCCCGGCGGCAGCAGCCCCAACAAGAUCCCCCCCAAGUCGCCCUCCAAGCCCACCCAGGGCCCCCCGCCGCGGGGGCCCCGGCCGGCCGACGCGCCGCGCUACUCCUCCAAGUCGGAGGAGCGCUCCAAGAUCGGCGGCAAGGGCAAGAAGACCCCCGCGUACGGGGACAGCCUCCCGCCCCCGCCGCCCAAGCCCCCCGCCGCGGACCCCCAGGAGGCCGCCCCGCCGCCGCCGCCGCCGCUCCCCAGCCCGCAGUCGGCCAUCGAGCAGAAGGUGAUGAAGGGCAUCGAGGAGAACAUGCUGAAGCUGCAGGAGCUGGACCGCGCGGCGCCCGGCGGCCCCGAGCCCAAGCAGAAGGCGUCCAACGGCAUCGCCAGCUGGUUCGGCCUGAAGAAGAGCAAGCUGCCGGCGCUCAGCCGCAAGGCGGACGGCGCCAAGGCCAAGGAGGACAAGUGGCGGAUCAGCAUCCCCUCGGUGGGGAAGGAGUCCCAGGCCAAGGUGGCGGCGCGCUGCAAGGAGGGCGUGGAGGGCCUGAACAUCUCCACGCUCAUGGAGAAGGCGGAGGGGCUGCGGCGCGCCCUGGAGGAGGAGCGCGCCUACGUGGAGCGCUCGGGCCGCGGGCACUCGUGCGAGGUGGUGAUGGACCCGUCCCAGGGCCAGCUGGCCGUCAUGUACAGGGGCGCGCGCUCCGACAACUUCAUGCAGCAGCUGCUCAACAGAGUGGACGGGAAGGAGGUGAUCAGCGUCCCCCAGCGGCGGCUCUCCUUCGACUGCAAGACGUCCCGACCGGUGUUCACCACGCAGGGCGACGUCAUCAGCCACAUGGGGUCAGCUGGCGUGACCUCGGACGAGAACCUGGCCGACUCUGUCCACUCACAACACUUUGCAGCGUCCGGCGCCUCCACCUACACCCUGGACAGCGGCAUCGGCACCUUCCCGCUGCCCGACGGCGGGGCCGCCGGCCGCAGCCUGUCCAAGGUGCGGGCGGGCGGGGCCGCGGAGCCGCGGGGGGGCUCCCCGGGCCGGGUGGCCCGCCGCGCCCGCACUCUGGACCGCGAGAUGACGGCCCAGGAGGACGGCUACAGCGCCCCCCACAGGCCGCUGGUGCCCACCGCGCAGUACGGCGCCCUGCUGGAGGGCCGGGGCCCCACGGGGGGGCUCCGCGAAGACCCAGAGGCCCACGGAGCCAACAUGUUCUCACCGCGCUCCAAGACCUGGACCUUCCCCAGCCUGAAGGGCCCCGGGGCCCCGGCCGAGGUGUACCUGGCGGUGGAGGAGGAGGAGGAGGAGCCCGUGGCCUUCAGCUCCUUCAGAGCGGGCCUGAAGGAGGGGGGGCCCUCUUCCAGCCGCGGGGGGGUGGACCCGGGCAGCCUGCCCGUACCCGUCCCGUCCGGGCUGGGCCGCCGGGGGAAGACUCGCACCCCAAGCAUCCCUGAGAUGAGCCGGGAGGCGGGGCUCGAGCUGCUGAGGGAGCGGCCAGAGGAGGCCAUCUCCCCGAGUCGCCCCCAGGUCCUGGAGACCCCGGAGUCCCUCAGCGACUCGCUCUACGACAGCCUGUCGUCGUGCGGCAGCCAAGGGUGAAGGGAGAACGGGAAAACACAAACACUAUGAGGACGGUGAAUGCUAACGGCUAGUCUGGAGAACCCUGGCGCCACACGCAGGAGAACGAUGUUGGGAGCCGCUGUCUGCUGCUGAAUCUGCACCUUCAGGACUAAAGGAACGUUAACGUUCUCCAGACCACGUGCAGCUGGAAACAGUGUUGCCAGUUUGGGACCGAUUUUUUUUCGCAAAUCUGGCAACAGCCUGAUUGGGUGGGAAAUCUGGCCCAAUCUGGCAACACGGGCUGGAAGAUGACAGACUUCUCCUCAGGAUUUCUAUUAAACGCGAAACCAAAAGCCACUCAAAUGUCAUAAGAGGUUGUUCACUUUUUUUAAUGAUGCAAUUGAAUACGGACACGUCAAAUUCAUGUCAAUGGGACAAAGGAACGCAUGGUCAAAGGAACAAUUAUCACACACAUUUGCCAUUACUCGUUUGAAAGAACAGCAGGAGUAAAACCCUCCAGCUCGUCAUUGUGUAGUUGUUGAAAGCGAUGACACGUGGAUCAUGUGUGAAGUCAACAUACUCUACAGCGUUUGUUGUAUCGACUUUGUACUUUAUCUUACGUUACGUUUUUAACUUCAUCACAAGUACUGAAAAUAGUGUUUUCUUAUUCAGCUUCUUAAAUAAUGAAUGUUCAUGUCUGUGAUUCUUAAUUGCUAAACUCAUGCAUUAGUCAGAUUAGUCAGAAUGUAUGUGCUUUAAAUCACUUUUUAAAAAGGUAAUAUAUACCAGCAAUAAUAUCAUAGGAAAAAGAAAUGGCUACACUAUUCAACGAAUAUGUAUUAUUUAUUUAUUUGAAAUGUACAUUUCCUUCCGUUUAUCUAUGUGAAACGUAGUCUUAGAUUCUGUUCAUAUCGUCUGUCGCCAUCGAUCCUCUCGCUAGAGAUCAUGUAUCCGCUGACCUUUUUUCUACUCUACAAUUAAAACAAUUUUGAUUUAA